Colossoma macropomum (tambaqui) is the source of this 3887-nucleotide messenger RNA. RefSeq names its product solute carrier family 35 member E4 (gene slc35e4). Gene Ontology annotation, cellular component: Golgi apparatus. Gene Ontology annotation, molecular function: antiporter activity. The record is from RefSeq and is a predicted model, not a curated record. The transcript is spliced from 2 exons. NCBI's taxonomy places the organism in Eukaryota, Metazoa, Chordata, Actinopteri, Characiformes, Serrasalmidae. Bases 66 to 2291 code for a protein of 741 amino acids.
GAGAUGCGUUUCAGAAAGUACAGGAUGUUGUAUUGCAGGUUUUUAUCUUGACCUUGUUCGCAGACAUGAAUGUGUUGUUUUGUGGGUGCGAACUGAAGAUGUGUUUGCCCUACAGACGUGAAGAUGAAACGAACAUGAUCAGCAGCACCAAUGGCGCCUCUAAACGUGAGCGGAGGAGGGCGAGGGUGCCAGAAACUUUUCACCUUCUGUCCGCCGUCGUCGUCUGGCUGGUGACUGGGACCACCAUAUCCAGCCUGAACAAAUGGAUCUUCGCCGUCUACAACUUUAGAUACCCGCUACUCCUGUCGGCCCUGCACAUGCUGACAGCCAUCGUGGUGGACUAUGGGCUGAUCAAGUACUGGUUCGUCCGCCGCAGAGGGCUUGAUGAACACGGCCUGACGUCCAGCGCCAAGUGCAAGGUGUUUCUGCUGAGCCUGACCUUCUGUGCCAGCAUAGCGUUCGGAAACGUGGGGCUCAAUUAUGUCCAGCUUUCCUUCGCCCAGAUGAUCUACACCACCACCCCCAUCUUCACGCUGGCCAUAUCGUCACUGGUCCUCGGGAAGCAGCACCACAUCCUCAAGUAUACGGCCAUGAUGCCCAUUUGCCUCGGGGCGUCGUUCAGCAUUAUGGGCGAGGUCCAGUUCGACCAGACUGGUUGCUUGUUCGUUUUUGCUGCCACCAUGUUACGAGGCGUGAAAAGCAUCCAACAAAGUAUCUUGCUCCAGGAGGAGAAGAUCCACUCAGUUUUCCUGCUCUACCUGAUGGCCAUCCCCAGCUUCUGCAUCCUGGCCGUGGCCGCCCUGGUGCUGGAGAACUGGGCCGGCCUGCAGUCUCCUGUGCACUACGACCGUCACCUCUGGGGCUUCAUCCUGCUCAGCUGCUUGGGCUCAGUGCUCUACAACCUGGCCAGCUGCUGCGUCAUCAGCCUUACCUCUGCCGUUACCCUGCACAUCCUGGGCAACCUCAACGUGGUGGGCAAUCUGCUGCUGUCCCAGCUACUGUUCGAGAGCCAGCUGUCAGCCCUGAGCUGCGCUGGAGCCGCUCUGACCCUUUCUGGCAUGAUCAUCUACCAAAACUCUGAGUUCAUUGCUGGGCUUCUGGACGCCCGUUGGGCCAGAGCUGCAGUGGCCAGCCGGGAGAGGAAAACCAGCACUAGAGAGGCAGAACCGGAUUCAGGAUCAACUUCCAAAACAUCUUCAGAUAUGGAACCACCUCUGAAUCAGUCUUUAGAGCUGUCUUCAGAAGAGUGCCACUCUGAAGAACCAUGGGCAGAACUGUACAAUGACCUAGAACCGUACCUUGAUCUUGAGCCAUCUCCAGAAACCUCUCCAAUACUCUCCCCUGACCUAGAACCAUCUCCAGAAGCAUCUCCUUCACUGUAUCAAGAUCUAGAGCCAUCUCCUCCAAUACUCUCCUCUGACCUAGAACUGUCUCCAGAAGCAUCUCCAAAAUUGUAUCACGACCUAGAGCCGUCUUCAGAAAUAUCUCAAAAAUUGUGUGACAAUCUAGUGCCAUGUCCAGAAACAUCUCCAACACUGCACAAUGACCUAAAACCGUCCCCAGAACUGUAUCAUAAUCUAGAAACAUCUCCAGAACUGCACCAAGACCAAGAAACAUGUGCAGGAACAUCUCCAAAACUGCACAAUGUCUUAGAACUCUCUCUAGAAACAUCUCCAGAAUUGUAUCAUAAACCAGAAUCCUCUCCAGAAGUGCAUCAAGACCUCAAACCAUGUCUAGAAACAUCUGCAGAAGUGCACCAAGACCUAAAACCAUGUACAGAAACACCAACAGGACUGUACAGUGACCUAGAGUUAUUGCCAGAAACAUCUCCAGAAGUGUAUCAUGAAUCAGAAACAUCUUCAGAAGUGUAUCAUGAAUCAGAAACAUCUUCAGAAGUUCACCAAGGCCUAGAAUCAUGUCCAGAAACAUCUUCAGAACUGCAUGAUGAUCUACAACCCUGUCACAGAACAUCUCCAGAAGUGCACCAAGACCUAGAACCAUGUUCAGAAACCGUACCAUCUUCAGAACUGUACCAUGACCUUCCAGAAGCAUCUCCAGGACUGUUCAAUGACCUAGGACCAGCUCCAAAACCAUCUCCAGAACUGCAUGAAGACCUGGAACCAUGCCCAGAAACAUCUCCAGAACUGCUCCAAGACUUAGAACUAUGUCCAGAAACAUCUUCAGAACUGCUUGAUGACCGUCCAGAAACAUCUCCAGAACUGCACCAUGAACUACAACCCUGUCACAAAACAGUUCCAGAAGUGCACCAAGACCUAGAACCAUGUUCAUAAACAUCUUCAGAACUGUACCAUGACCUUCCAGAAGCAUCUCCAGGACUGUACGAUGACCUAGGACCAUCUCCAAAACCAUCUCCAGAACUGCAUGAAGACCUAGAACUAUGUCCAGAAACAUCUUCAGAACUGCUAGAUAACCAUCCAGAAACAUCUCCAGCAUGGUACAGUGACCUAGGACUAUGUCCAGGGCCAUCUCAAGAAACAUGCGAUGACCUCAUAAUGGAAACAUUUCCAGAACCUCCAGAGCUUUCUCCAGAACCAGCCCUCCAAGCUGACAUGUGGACAGAGAAGCAAGCACAUAAGAAAAUGGACUGAAGUGUGAAAGAGUGUGGACUGGUGACUCGGGGAGCUGUGGUCAGUACUAAUGUGGAAUUGGCACCACAUGAUCUGAAGGUUCGAAUGGGUCUGACGGACUUUCACUCAAGUCACUCAUGGUACCUCCUCACUGUGCCAACGUGUGUAAUUUCAGUCAUGGCCAAGCGCACAAGAACUGUGUCUGACUUUAACAUAUGCCUUCUGAAAGCAGCGGUUUCCUCCGUUUUCGUCCUUUUCUUUGCUUGUUUGUUCUUAAAUGACCUCCAUUUCUCUGGCUUACAGGCCGAUACGCACUCACACACACUGCACACGACGCAGUGGGACUGUGUGAAGUUUCUCUGCACCAUCUAGAUGACUGUCAUCUCCACUGUGAAUUAACCAGCAGCCAAAGCGGCUGCGCACUUAUGGAUAUAUAAACUGUUGGCAGACUGUCCAAGCACUUUUUGGAACACUUCUCUUCACUCUCCACCCACAGAGAAGGCAGGAGUAGUGUUUAAAAAACAGGAUAUAUUUAAGCUACUGAUCUUCUUCUUGUCCCCAGUCUGGGUGGGGCUUUUUACAGGCAGCUUUUCUGUGUGGAUUUCAGAUGUGCUGCAUUUGUUGCCUUUUGUUGUUGUUGUUGUUGUUGUUGUUGUUUGUUUUGUUUUGGUUUUUUUUGUCUAGUUUACGUUUACAUAAAUUAUUUCAGAAGCCCAUUUCCACCAGGCAUAGGAAGAAAAAAUAUAUUAUUGACUUAAUAUCUUAUAAUAAUGAUUCCUUGUCUUAAAAUAUUGACAAAGUAUCUCGUAUCUCUUAUUUUCUCUGGAUAUUGACUCAAAAUAAUAUCUCAAAAUAUUGACUUAGUUUCUUAAAACAAUGACUUAGAAUCUCGAAAUAAUGACUUAGUAUCUCCUAAUAAUGACUUAUUUUCUCAGGAUAUUGACUUGGUAUCUCAAAAUAUUGACUCACUGUUUCAAAAUAAUGACUUAUUUACUUAUCUUAAAAUGACAGCUUGCUUUCUUGAAAUAUUGACUCAAAAUAUUGACUUUUUAUUGUGACUUUUCUCAUUUAGCAUCUUGAAAUAAUAAACUUAAUUUCUCAGAAUAUGGAUUUACUAGAUAAAAAUAAAGGUUAUUUUCUCAAAAUAGAUUUAUUUCCUCAAAAUGUUGACUUACUGUCUCAAAGUAAGGUGUCUAUAUAGCACCCAAAAGGAUUCUGCUAUUGUUAUGAUGUCAUCUUUUAAUAAUUGAAGAACCUAUUUGGGUGCUAUAUAGAACCCUUUUUUUAAAGAGGCUCUGU